Messenger RNA from Belonocnema kinseyi, 3054 nucleotides. RefSeq names its product tribbles homolog 3-like (gene trbl). The record is from RefSeq and is a predicted model, not a curated record. Gene Ontology annotation, molecular function: protein kinase activity; mitogen-activated protein kinase kinase binding; ATP binding. Gene Ontology annotation, biological process: regulation of MAP kinase activity; protein phosphorylation; positive regulation of proteasomal ubiquitin-dependent protein catabolic process. The coding region runs from base 875 to 1900 and encodes 341 amino acids. The transcript is spliced from 4 exons. Lineage: Eukaryota; Metazoa; Arthropoda; Insecta; Hymenoptera; Cynipidae. Gene Ontology annotation, cellular component: nucleus.
GGAUACUCGAGUUUUGUCAGUUCAGUCGUUGGUUGCACAAUGGCGUGCGCGGUCGGUGUUUGCUUAUUCUGUUGCCGCCGUAGUUUCUGAGCGGAGGUCGGCCCAACGUUGGACCGUCCGUUGCGCGGAAUAUCACAUUUUCCGCCCCUAUUGACCUCUACUCCUUGUUUCUUUUUCUCAUCGAUUUCGCAUCUGCGUCUCGUUCGAAGAAAACAAAUCAACCACCAAAAGAGGAUCCUGAGGUAUAAUAUUGUGAGAAACACCAUCGCGCGCGCGAAAACCAAUUUUGCCGGUAGUAACCGGAAAUUCGAUUUCGGGCAAACGGUCGCUAACAACGUCUUGGAAGAUACCACCCCCGUUCAGGAACAGUCGGCGAACAAAGUUUUUUUCUUGUUUUGGAUAUCUAUGAUAACGAAGAAGAGGAAUAACUUUCUCAUUAAAAAGGACCUAUUCAUCCGGGUGACUCGACAUUGACGGUCAGCCACCUUUCGAAGAUCUCUAUCCGUCCCAAGGAUUUCAUUGAGGGAUCCACAUAAGGUCAUACGCGCACAAAAUUGACCUUUGCAGAAAGUCAUCAGCUUUCGCAAGCAAAUCAACAUUAUCAACAUAAUCAGCUUUAUUUAUGCAACUCUAUAUCAUCCACAUGUUCAGCCUCUACUCUGAACCACCCAAGUGUUCGUGUUUAGCUAGCUCAGUGUCGAAAAUUUUCGAGUUUGACGUGAAUCUAAAACACACCCGUUAUCGCGGUGUUAGUUAGCUCUGUGUUAUAACUUCCACGGAAGGGAAGAAAAAAGCAAAAAAAAAAAAAAGGUUGUGAAAAGAUAAGUGUACGUUGCGUGUUUUUGUGUUGCGGUGAGGUACCAGUUCGCGCAAUAUGAGAGUGGCUGUGAGCAGGCAACAUCCCUUGCAUCUUCAAGUGACGCAAACGAGCAAUGGAAAGUUCCUCGUUAGGAAUCAUCAGGAUGUUCAGCAACCGAAAAAGAGUGAAGAGACAGCAACGGUCUCACCGGUUGUGUUCCCAAGUUGUGAACCAGUUAAGACUGCCCACCAAGGACCCACUAUCCUUGGAGACCGAUUCCUUCUCCUUGGUCCGGCUGAAGGGAGCACACUGUACAGAUGUGUGGAUGUGAAAACUGGUCAGCACCUUGUUGCUAAGGCUCUGACUACAGGGGACAGGGGUGGUGAAGCCCUUUUACAAGCUCACCUGCGCCUGGAGGGAACCGGAGCCACCAGUGGUGUGGCAGGUGUGGUAGAUGCACCCGGAGGUCGACGGUACCUUCUCCUCGAGGGUCACCACGGCGACCUACACGCCUACGUGAGGGCGCGCAGAAGGUUACGAGAACCGGAGGCAAGGAGACUUUUCCGUCAAGCUGCCAGGGCCGUCGCUAAGUGCCACCAAAAUGGAGUUGUUCUCAGGGAUCUCAAGCUUAGGAAAUUUGUCUUUGCCGAUGAAGCACGAACACGACUUCGGCUCGAAAGUCUGGAGGACGCAGUAAUCGUGGAGAACUCGGACGACAAGUUGACGGAUCGUCGCGGAUGUCCGGCGUACGUGGCGCCGGAAGUGUUGUGUUCGGGGCGAGCUUACUCCGGAAAGGCGGCCGACAUCUGGUCUCUAGGAGUCCUUCUUUUUACAAUGCUUGUCGGUCGUUACCCCUUUAAUGGGGCUGAGCACGCCUCCCUCUUCGCCAAGAUCUCCAGAGCCCAAUUUUCCGUACCGGAAGGCCUCAGUUCCCGAGCACGCUGUUUGGUGCGUGCCCUCCUCAGGCGGGAUCCCACCGAGAGACCUGAUUCAGAAGACCUCACUCGACAUCCUUGGCUUGUAAGGCCCAUCAAAUCCUCCUCCGGAAGAUCCUCACACGACCAGCUCGUUCCAGAGCCCACCAAUCUUUCUCAAGACUGACUACUCAACUUCUCCAAGAGAAUUCCGCGCGUCAUUUUGCGUUAUCAUUUCCUAACUUCUAAUCAGACUUUCCUGCAUUCAAACUAUUGUCUUCGUUACUUGCAAUUUUUCUUGUGAGCUAAGAAGCUGAAGCGAGACUCAUUUUUAGGAAUUAUCAAUUUCAUCAUGCUUGCUUGACAAUGAGUAGAAAGGUCUCUGGUUAGUCUAAUCCAAAUUGGGAAAGCAAUCCUUAUUUGGCGAGCAAUUCUUAAUUGGAGGCAAUCCUGACUUUCAUGAUGAAAUAUAAAGGUUUUAAUUUUGAUUGUGUUCAAAUUAGAAAGGAUUGAAAGGAUCCAAAGUUUUAAAUUAAAUAGAAAAUUCUAAUUCUACUUGGAAAAGCAAUUCUUAUUCGGAAAGAAAUUCUUAUUUGGAAUGCAUUUCUUAUUUGGAAUGCAAUUUUUAUUUGGAAGCAAUCCUAAAUUUCGUGCAGAACUAUACAUGGUUUAAUUUUUAUUAUGUUUAAAUUAGAACGCAUAGAUAGAAUCCACCGGAAUUUUUCUCUCAAAUGGAUUAUUAUUAAAAUUAAAAGCGAUUUUAUUUAAUUUAUUACACGAAUUCUGAGUUGGAACAGGUAAUUUGUUAAAAAAAUCAUUAUUCUCACUUGUGAUAGGGAAUUUUUCAAAAAAAAAAAAAAUAUAUCAGGGUGUCUACUCUACCCAGAAAAUAUGGAAUUGUCAGGCAUUUUUUUUCAAGUCGGAGAAAUUUUUCGCGAGCGUGCCUAAUUUUUUUUUUAAUUGCAAUAGAAAAUUCUAUAACAAUGAUUCUUCGCUUGUAAAAGUAGCUCUAUAUUAUUGUUUUCAAUUAUUUUGGGGAAAGCUCGUUUUUUUCUGUUUGAAAUUAAUUUUUUUUUUUAUUUGAAAAUUUAAUUAUUCUAUUUGUGGUGAAAAAUGAAUCGUUUUUAAUUGAAAUCUCAAAUAUAUCGUUGAAACUGCAUGUGUUUUGUUUGGAAAUUUAUCAUUUCGUUGGCAAUAUUUUCUCCCUCUUAAUGAGAGAAAAAUAUUUCAUAGUUAGAAAUUUAACUCAUUUUGAAAAGUCUUCUCUUGUGGUUGAUUCAAACUGUUUUUGAUUGAAAUAUUAACUAAUACAUUUUUUGUUCGGAAUUCAUCUUUUUUGGA